ACUUCAAACGAAGUUCAAGCGGUGGCGGUGUUCCUGCUAUUCUUUCGCACUGCAAUUUGGUGAAAUUUCGAUCAUUGUAACAACGAGAUUCAAUCCCUAAAUGGCUCCGAAGAAAUCGAAGCAUGAAUUUGCACCAAAGAAGAUCAAGUUGAAGAAGGAUUCGAAGAUGAAGUUGAAGAAGAAGAAGAAAACAUCUUCGAGUUCAAAUGCUGUAGCAGCAGCUGGUGGUAGCGAGAACAGAGGCGUCGAUUCCGACUGGUGGAAUUCCUUCUGGGAAAAAAAUUCCCCAAUUUCGGGUUCAAUGGUGCCCCAAGACGAAGAAGAAGGAUUCAAGUACUUUUUUCGGGUGUCGAAGAAGACAUUUGAGUACAUUUGUUCUCUUGUAAGAGAGGAUCUCAUUUCACGGCCUCCAUCCGGUCUCAUUAACAUCGAGGGAAGGCUUCUUAGUGUCGAGAAACAAGUUGCGAUCGCCUUAAGAAGAUUAGCAUCGGGUGAAUCUCAAGUUUCCGUGGGUGCGUCUUUUGGAGUUGGGCAAUCAACAGUUUCUCAGGUGACUUGGAGGUUCAUAGAAGCAAUGGAGGAGCGUGGCAAGCACCAUCUCAAGUGGCCAGAAGACGAUAACUUACAGAAAAUAAAAUCCGAAUUUGAAUCGUCGUUUAACUUGCCCAAUUGCUGUGGAGCCAUCGAUGCAACCCACAUAGUCAUGACCCUACCCGCGGUUCAAACCUCAGAUGAUUGGUGCGACCAAAUCCGAAACUACAGCAUGUUGGUCCAAGCCAUCGUCGAUCACAAAUCAAGAUUUCUUGAUUUGGUGACGGGGUGGCCCGGAGGCAUGACCAUCCCAAAACUCCUAAAAUUUUCCGGAUUCUACAAACUUUGUGAAUCGGGUGAGCGUCUAAACGGAAACCCACGAUCAAUUUCCGACGGAUCUGAGAUCAGAGAAUUCAUCGUGGGCGGAUCCAACUACCCGCUUCUUCCAUGGCUAAUAACGCCUUAUAACGAAAACGAGGAUGAGAUGUCGGGUUUCAAUAGGGUUCAUGAAUCCACAAGAUCGGUUGCGGUGAGGGCGUUUUCGCAAUUAAAGGGAAGUUGGAGGAUUCUUAAUAAGGUGAUGUGGAGGCCUGACAAGAAGAAACUUCCAAGUAUCAUUGUGGUAUGUUGUCUUCUGCAUAAUAUUAUUAUAGAUUGUGGAGAUUAUAUAAAACCAGAGGUUUCUUUAUCAUGUCAUCAUGAUUUAGGGUAUGUUGAACGAUGGUGUAAGCAGGUUGAGCCUUUAGGCAGAAAGAUGAGACAAAACUUGGCUAGUUAUUUGGAGAAUAGCAACUAAAAAUCAUGUGUCGUUAGUUUGUAAUGAAAUAUGGAUCAUGGAGGUUUGUCUGUGCCGGACUCCGGGUUAUUUGUGGUCGUUUGGUCGGUGUGCGUAAGCUAUUCGGAAACACAUGGUUACCAAAAGAAAAGAGUUGGGGAAUUUAGAGCAAGUAGCUAGGACGGAUUCGAUUUUCUUGUGAAGCGGUGACACCAUUUGACUA
Molecule: messenger RNA, 1529 nt
Organism: Cynara cardunculus var. scolymus (artichoke)
Lineage: Eukaryota; Viridiplantae; Streptophyta; Magnoliopsida; Asterales; Asteraceae
Product: protein ANTAGONIST OF LIKE HETEROCHROMATIN PROTEIN 1
Exons: 3
Coding region: 101-1327 (408 amino acids)
Cellular component (GO): ESC/E(Z) complex; PRC1 complex
Molecular function (GO): chromatin binding
Source: RefSeq, a predicted model, not a curated record